AUGGGUUCGGUGGCGAAAUCCACCGGGCCUUUUCACACUACACUGGUCCAAGCAGGUGCCGUCGAUCUCGGGCCCCAGACCGAUCCCCACAGCUCCUGGUACUACCCGAUUGAUGCCGACGCUCAGCCUCCUCGCUCCGACGAGGCACUGCUCAAGCUACUGCACGUGGAGGCCGGAUUUGAUGACGUCCGCCCGGAUGUCUUGGAGUACUUGCGGAUGGAUGGAGAUAACGGCAGCCUCAAAGACGCCGAAGACGCCAUCAUGAACGAACUGGAGAAGGAGCUGGUGAUUCACACUUACCUCCGGGAGCCAGUUCUCGUCGAGAUCCUGCGUCGGGUACUCUGUCUCCAGAUCCUGGACGAGGUGGAGUUGUUGCGGCAUGUCCCUGAAGAGUACUUCGAGAAGGGUGUCGCCCGGGCCCGGGAGUGUAACUGGGCCGUCGGUGUUGAACGUCCUUGGCCCCACAUCCCCACCGAGCGCCCGGACUCCCCAGAGCACUCCGACGACGAUGAAGAUGCUUCGGGAGAUGAGCGCAAGCCCCGGAGUUCCGAGGCACAGAAGACACCUCGGCGUAAGCGUUCCAGGGGCUCUAGCGUCUCUGGGAAGAAGUCUCACCAAACGAAGGCCCCCAUUGAUUACUCGUCGGGCGUCUCUACGGAAGAAGAGAAUCUCCCGGUACGUUACGAGCGCCUGGUGCAGACCGAUGACAUGGGUCCCGAGGAUGCGCACACGCCCACUCGCACUGCCGUGUCCUGGGUGGUUUAUGAGAUCCGGGUCUGUGCUGCUAGUGGUAGCACCGAGCGGCAGAUCCGGGGCUUUCCGGACAUCAAGUGCUUUCCCAAGGAGACCAAGGCGGCCCAAGCUUGGUUCCGGCCCGAAGAUUACAACGACUUCCUGAACGGCUCGGCUCCCGGAGACGUGAUGCCCUGGGACGCCAUGUUCGCCGAGAGGAUUACGGUGUUCUGGUUCUUCGAGGGCCCCAUCAGCCCGGGGCUCGGUGCUGUCCUCAAGGUCUACGUUACGCACAUGUUCGUCUGGCGACGGGCCCACUGGGAGCGACUCCAUUGGAUCGAAAUGAACCGCGCCGAGCUCUCGCACCAGCAGCUCUACAUCGCACGUCGUGAACUCCAGAAGGCGUGGUCCAAUGCGCGAGUCGAGGUGAAGAGAGAGAUCAAGAAACUCCCUGAGCACGAGCGCAAGGUAUUCCUGACCGAGCCCGGUCUUUGGCGUCGCCCCCGGAAGGUGGCAGCCUGGAUCCCCACGGACCCUUCGACUCGCCACUCGCUGCCAGAUCAAGUCCGGAUCCUGGACGCCCGCGAGCCGACGCGUGUUUACUGGGGGCGGCCCGGGGCUGAGGAACAUCUCGCAAGCAGCGUGUAUCCGCGGACUUGGGGCUCUCACGUGGCUGAUCCUGCUCGGCGCUUGGCCAUCCCGGGUCCUGCGGAUGUGGACUAG
Phytophthora sojae is the source of this 1455-nucleotide messenger RNA. RefSeq lists its product as hypothetical. The record is from RefSeq and is a predicted model, not a curated record. The coding region runs from base 1 to 1455 and encodes 484 amino acids. NCBI's taxonomy places the organism in Eukaryota, Oomycota, Peronosporomycetes, Peronosporales, Peronosporaceae. The transcript has 3 exons.